Molecule: messenger RNA, 1497 nt
Organism: Eruca vesicaria subsp. sativa (arugula)
Lineage: Eukaryota; Viridiplantae; Streptophyta; Magnoliopsida; Brassicales; Brassicaceae
Source: the annotation of a GenBank genome assembly
UCUUUCGGCAAAAACCCUAAUUUCACAUUUCUCCCCAAACUUAAACCACCCCCAUUGAAAAAUAAGAAAAUUUAGAUCUCUCUUCUUUCUUAUAAUUAUCAAUGUUUUUUAGAUUUGAAUCAAUCUGAAAUUAAGAUUGAUUUCUUCCAUGGAAGCUCUGUAUAUUUUUAGCUACUAAAAACUUGAUCUUUUCGUUUUAGCUCUUAUCUCUGAAUCUCAAGCUUAUUGCAAAACCAAAGCUUGAAUCUUUCCUGAUCACAAAGAUUCAGAAGGGAUCUAAGAUUUCUGGGCUCUACUCAUUUUGUCGGAAUCUCUAAUCUUUAUGUCCAGAUGGAGGAGAGAGAAGGAACCAACAACAACAACACCGGUUUGAAUCAAGCUUCUGAAGCUUACCCGAUGGACCCACCACGACCCGAUAACCCCAACCCGUUUUCGGCCCCACCCAUCACUUCCUCUGUAGAGAAUGCGGCUCCUCAGUUCAGCUUAACAAUGCCGGUGGAGAACGCUUCCUCUGAGCAGAAGAAGAAGAGAGGGAGACCGAGGAAGUAUAAUCCCGAUGGGACUCUUGCAGUGACUCUUUCCCCGAUGCCAAUCUCUUCAUCAGUUCCGUUGACGUCGGGGUUACCUCCGAGGAAGCGAGGAAGAGGACGUGGCAAGUCUAGUCAAUGGGUUAAGAAGCCUGAGAUGUUUCAAUUCGAUAGAAGUCCUGUUGAGACCAAUUAUGGAGGUGUGGGAGGAACUGCUGCUGAUUUUGUCGGCGCCAACUUUACACCUCAUAUGCUCACAGUUAACGCAGGGGAGGAUGUAACGAUGAAGAUAAUGACAUUCUCUCAACAGGGAUCUCGUGCUAUAUGUAUCCUUUCAGCUAACGGUAUCAUCUCCAAUGUUACCUUGCGUCAAACUACUACAUCUGGGGGUACUUUAACUUACGAGGGUCGUUUUGAGAUUCUGUCUUUGACGGGUUUGUUUAUGCAAAAUGACUCUGGAGGAACUAGAAGUAGAGCUGGUGGUAUGAGUGUUUGUCUUGUAGGACCAGACGGUCGUGUCUUUGGUGGAGGACUCGCUGGUCUCUUUCUUGCUGCUGGUCCUGUUCAGGUAAUGGUAGCGACUUUUACAGCCGCUCAGGAGCAGUCACACCUGCAGCUAGCAAAAGAAAGACGGCAAAGAUUCGGAUCUCAACCACCUUCUAUCUCCUUUAACAUCACAGCAGAAGAAAGAAAAGCGAGAUUCGAGAGGCUUAACAAUUCUGUUACUAUACCUGCACCUACUCCUUCAUAUCCUACUCAUGAAAACACAGCCAACGUGGUUCACAGUUACUACACAAACUCUGUAAACCAUGUCAAGGAUCCUUUCUCUUCCAUCCAGGGAGGAGGAGGUGGUGGAGGAGGAGGAGGAGAAGCGGAGGGCGAGGAGGAUGAGGGAGAUGAUGAUGAGUUAGAUGGAGAGGAUGAAGACUUUGGAGGUGAUAGCCAAUCUGACCACGAGAUUCCGAGCUGA